CAAUUUUAGUGCUGAUUGCUUUGGUGAUGUCAGUAUCAUUCCAUUAUGUUCAAAUAGUAUCUAAGAUUUCAUUUGAUGCCUAAAGGAUAUGGACUUUUGAUUCUGCCCAGGGAUACAAGCAUUAGCUUUGUUAUGGGUUGAUCAUCCAGCUACUAUUAUUUUCCAUCCUGUCUGGCCAGUUCACAGUGGAAAGGGAAAGUAGCAUGAAAAAAAUAUUCAGCUAGCAUUAAGAGUAGUCAGAAUUUACGGAAUAUGUAGAUUUCAUUUCUCUCUUCUUCAUGAGCUGAGAUGACUGAGGACGGAUGUUAUUGAUUUUUUUUCCCCUAAAACAUUUCCUUUUGACUUCUCAUUAUAUUUGUUUCAUCUUUCCAAUCAUAAGAUCUGUUUAUAUGGAAUAUUUAUGUCUACUCCCAAGUUUCUAGUGCUUUCCAAUAUUUCAGGUAAAAUUAGUGGCUUGUAUGUUCUAUCUAAUACUCAGUUCCGUCUUAAAGGUGGUACAGUAAGAGCUGGCUUGAUGGAAGAAACUUGUCAGUGAUUGUACUUCAUAUUGGAAGUAGAAUCUGGAGUCAAGAUUUUCCUACUUUAAGCAGUUUUGAUGGCAGAAAGAAGGAGCUACUAAAGAUGGCAAGACUACCAGGCAGUAAAAGUGGGAGUGAGUAAGAACAGACGGUGGAAAUGAAAGCGGUUAAUACACUCUCGAGUUGAGUUAACGCCCCUCCAAAGUGCUCCCAUACUGCCUGUACUAAUCUGUAUUUUACUAUCUACUUAGCUGUUCUACUUAUGACUGCCUUAGCCAUUCUUUCUCCAUUUCACUGCUAUAAAAUAGUACACAAGAAGGGAAUGAACCAUUUUUGAGCUGGAAAUUUAUUACUGGAAAACUGAUUGGUGUUUUCUCUUGCAGAAGGUCCUACAGUGUAGGGGAAGCAGUGGAGGAACUUGUGGGACCUGAUGGACAAAAAUGGGCCAAUAUGGAUCCAGAAGAACGAAUGUUAGCAGCUGCUACAGGUUUUACCCAUAUCUCUGCAGUGCAGGGUGAGGGAGAUGUCAGGAGAGCAGCCCAGUCCAUCCUAUAUGAUCCCUACAGUAAAGCCUCAGUAACCCCAGGAAAGCGACCUGCUCUUCCUGUGCAAUUGCAUUACCCACAUAUAGAAAGCAAUGCCUCUUCAGAAGCAGUCUCAGAGGCCUCCCAAAGACUCCGAAAGCCCGUGAUGAAGAGAAAGGUACUGCGUCGAAAGCCAGGUGGGGAAGUAUUAGUGACGGAUGAGUCCAUCAUCAGUGAAUCAGAGUCUGGUACAGAAAGCGACAUGGAUGUCUGGGACUUAAGACAGAGGCUGAUGAAUCUGCAGUUCCAGGAUGACAGGGAAUCUCCAGUUGAUAUUUCACAAAAAUUUAGUCUACCACGUGAAUACCAAGGAAUUUCUCAAGAUCAGCUCAUCUGCUGUCUACGAAGAGAAGAAAUGGGCCCUCCAGCUUAUGAACAAGACCUGAUCGUUGCCAGCCGACCCAAGUCCUUUAUUCUCCCAAGGCUGGACCAGUUGAGCCGAAACCGGGGCAAGGUAGACCGGGUAGCCCGCUAUUUUGAAUAUAAACGAGACUGGGACUCCAUGCGGUUACCUGGUGAAGAUCAUAGGAAGGAAUUACGCUGGGGUGUCCGAGAGCAGAUGCUUUGUCGUGCAGAACACCAAUCCAAGCCUCAGCACAUAUAUGUUCCAAACAAUUACCUAGUACCAACUGAGAAGAAACGAUCUGCCCUUCGUUGGGGUGUUCGUUGUGACCUUGCAAAUGGUGUGAUGCCCAAGAAGCUUCCCUUCCCUCUUUCUCCUUCUUAAGUCUUUUUUUUUUUUUUUUAACCUGUCUCUCCUUUCACAGCAUUGUUUGGGAUAACCUGGUUCUUAACCUCUCUCCUUUUACUUAAAUAGAAACAACUAACUCAAAAGAUCAUGGAACACAGAGUAAAGACUUCACCCAUCACUGGUCUUUCCUAGGUGUAUGUCACAUUGGUAUCGGAUACCACUUAACUUCCAAAUUACCACUCAUAUCUAGCAAUUGCAAGAGGAAACAUUCCAGAAAAAGAAAAACAGACCUGGUCUUUCUGUUUUGUCAGACUAGUAAGCAAAGCCAGCACUAUUUCUGUUUUAUAAACUUGUUACCUUUGGCCAAUGUGAGUUGCUGUUUUUAUGAGUGUGUGUUUAAAGUUGCUGGGCAGUAAGCUUAUCUAUUAAAGAAUUUUGGAAA
This is a messenger RNA of Kogia breviceps (pygmy sperm whale), 2235 nucleotides long. The record is from RefSeq and is a predicted model, not a curated record. NCBI's taxonomy places the organism in Eukaryota, Metazoa, Chordata, Mammalia, Artiodactyla, Physeteridae.